AUGAUAUUUUUUGUGUGGUCAUUAGUGUUGUCGGCAGUGCAUUACGCACGUAAACAGCGACUCAUAAAGAUCCUGUCGGGUUACUUCUUCUCGCCUCGUCACCACGAUACUAUGCUUUUGUGUCGCCACAUUAUCAACUUCAAUCUUCGAACUAAAUUUCUUGAGAGAGGGGGGAAUGCAUUGGGUGUUGGUGGACCGCGCGCAUCGUUGUGCAGAUUUUCCAGUGAACCGACGAUUGCUCACAUAAACGAAUGUUCAUUACUGUAUCGAAACGAUGAAGUUGAGAUUCUCGUAAGACCGAGAUCGAAGCAGGCAUUUCAAAUAGACGAUUGGUUCAUAAUUUCAAAGCCAUUACUGUCGCGAACGCCACGGAUAACGUUUGUUGUAACAUUGGGACCUGUAUGCUUACUGUCACCACCGAAGGGAACUGCUACUGGAACAAUAUCUGCUGAUGAAUUGAGACAAGAGGACGACAUUGGAUCAUCUAGUACGAUUAGAAAUCAAGAGAAUGAUCGAUUAACGCCGGAUGAAACGUUUAGGAGCUACUCUCAACUUGAAGCCCUUCAUUUUCCUUUCACUUCUGAGCAGCAAAAACUACAGCUGUUUGCAUAUUUCGUCAAUAAUGGCUCAUUAGCAUAA
Molecule: messenger RNA, 639 nt
Organism: Anisakis simplex (herring worm)
Lineage: Eukaryota; Metazoa; Nematoda; Chromadorea; Rhabditida; Anisakidae
Source: the annotation of a GenBank genome assembly